This is a messenger RNA of Knipowitschia caucasica, 2115 nucleotides long. NCBI's taxonomy places the organism in Eukaryota, Metazoa, Chordata, Actinopteri, Gobiiformes, Gobiidae. The record is from the annotation of a GenBank genome assembly.
AUGCUGAGGAGGAGAGAGAGGGCAGUGGACAUCAUGGCUCUCACGCUGCUCCUUCUCCUGAUGCUUGUCACGCUCAGCUCUGCAUCCCACUUCUACGGCGGGGUCGUGACUUUUACCGCUAAAGGUCUUGGCAGCACUGGGAACUACGAGGUGGAGGUUCGGAGCAAGGCAACAUUCCACGGCUGCCAAUACCAGUACUUCUCCUGCUACAGUGGAAACUGUGGCUACAACUAUCAGUUGGACGCAGGGAUCAUCGACAGCAGCAGCAACGGACCAGUGACCGCCUCCUCCUGGUGCCAGACGGAGACAGUCACCAACAAACUUCUCUCAACAAACACUCCAUUCAAAACAAGGGCGGACAGCUGUUGUUGGAUUUAUUAUUCAUCUUAUUCCUAUUCUCCAUCUUGGAGUGUACUUGCCUCAAUCGAUAUUGGCCUUCGCUCUGACACAAACCAGCCCAACAACUCUCCCGACAUCGCCAUCGUCCCCUUCCUCCGAGUCCCACAGAACUGCCCCCGAACCUACAACCUUAUGACCUUUGACCCGGACGGAGAUGUAGUGCGAUGCAGAUACGGUCACUUUGCAGCUGCAGAAUGUUAUGACUGUCGAACACACCAUGGGUUCUCCCUGAAUGAGGCUGAAUGUACCCUACAGUUCCAAAGUGCAAGCCAGGGCAUCUAUGAGUUUGAGCUGGUGGUGGAGGACUUUCCACAGCAGUCUAUCACGCUCCGCUACUCAGACGGCUCCUUUGUUUUCCAAGUGGACCCACCAGUUUCAAGCUGUACUGAAGGUCUCUAUCUUCCAAAGUUGGUUUCUCCGACACCAAUGGAUGGAGAGAUCAUUCCCGUUCAAGUCGGUAAAGAACUUGAUAUAACAGUAAAGGCAGAGGCUCAGUACUCAACAGUGGAUCAGAUCAUACUAACUGGGCCCCUGAACAUCAGCAAGCACCACACCACCGCCGGUGAGUUCCACCUCAGAUGGACGCCCAUCCCAGCAAACAACGGACUCUAUUUCCCCAUCUGCUUUGCUGUUGAGGUCAAACAUGGAUCUUCAGUCCACCAAUCAGAGAUGAGAUGUGUACUGGUCAACGUCACCGAUGAACUGGUGAACACAGUGGUCACCUGCCUGGAGUCUUCCAUGAUUGUGGAAGUGGAGAAGGCCACGUUACCUCCACUCCAUUACGAUCAUCUCCGUCUGUCUGAUCCCAGUAACACUGUGUGCAGCCUCCAGACUCACUCCAACAGCACUCACGUUGUUGCCAUCAUCCCCCUCAACGCCUGCGGCACAGAUAUUGAGGAAGAUGACGAUGAUCUCCUUUUCAAGAAUGAGAUCACCACUGUGGAUGACCCUACAGCCAUCAUCACCAGAAGACACCAGGUGGAGAUCAAGUUCUUCUGCCAAUAUGCCAAGAGAGGAAACGUGUCCCUGAGCUUCAGCGCUCACAGAGAGAAUGUGACCGUGUGGGACAAGGGCUUUGGGACCUUCACCUAUGUAUUCGAGAUCUUCCCAGAUUCCCAGUUUGUGUCCAGAAUCGACCCACGGAGUUACCCUUUGGAGUAUGACGUGGGCCAACGUAUCUACAUGGAGAUCCAGGCCAUGACCACAGUCAACAACACAGAGAUGUUUGUGGAGUCGUGCAGCGCUGCGCCUUACGACAACCCCAACUACCACAGCCCCUAUUUGCUCAUCCAAAACGGCUGCAUCAAAGACCCAACACUGGUCGUCCAUCAAAGUCAAGCCAGACUAUACGCAUUCAGCAUUGAGGCCUUCAAGUUCAUCGGCCUUCAUGACCAGGUGUACAUUGGCUGCUCGGUGCUGAUGUGUGAGGCUGGGAACCCCAACACUCGCUGCUCUCAUGGAUGUCUGCCCAGUGGAGCUCACAGAAGGAGGAGAGAAGCUGCUAUUGAGACCGGAGUCCACUAUGUGUCACAGGGCCCUGUGAAACUGAGGAACUCUGAGAGGGAUGGAGCAGGAUUGGCCCUGAACCUCAACAUGAACCUGGUCUUCAUUGCUGGUUGUGCUCUGGCCACAGUGGGAAUGAUCUGCGGCCUCAUCUUUUACAAAUCCAGGAAAUCAACGAUGAGAUACCAGCCCCUGCCUUUACAGGAGAGUUGA